Pungitius pungitius (ninespine stickleback) is the source of this 1219-nucleotide messenger RNA. It is a transcript of the gene exosc3, whose product is annotated as exosome component 3. Gene Ontology annotation, cellular component: cytoplasmic exosome (RNase complex); nuclear exosome (RNase complex). The record is from RefSeq and is a predicted model, not a curated record. NCBI's taxonomy places the organism in Eukaryota, Metazoa, Chordata, Actinopteri, Perciformes, Gasterosteidae. Gene Ontology annotation, molecular function: RNA binding. Gene Ontology annotation, biological process: nuclear polyadenylation-dependent rRNA catabolic process; TRAMP-dependent tRNA surveillance pathway; U4 snRNA 3'-end processing. The transcript is spliced from 4 exons. The coding region runs from base 78 to 812 and encodes 244 amino acids.
CCGGUGUGUCACAUUUACACUUGUCCGUCACCACCGGCAACAACCCCACAUGCGAGCGAUACUGCUGCAGCGGCGCGAUGUCCUCCGCGCUAAGAGACCGAACCGGCGAGGUUCUGUUACCGGGAGACGAGUUCUCCUUCGACACCGACGGCAGCAUUUCUCUAUCGGGCCCCGUGAAGGCGGAGAAGCUGGUGUGUGGACCGGGUCUGCGGCGCAGCGGGGACCGGCUGCUGGUGUGUAAGAGCGGCGUCCUGCGCCACAAGCCGCCCAACGUGUUCUGGAUGGAUUCCCAGCAGAGGAGGUACGUCCCAGCUAAGGGUGAAACCAUCAUCGGCAUCGUGACAGUGAAGUCAGGAGACGUCUUCAAGGUGGACUUUGGAGGAAGUGAGCAGGCGUCUCUGUCUUACCUGGCUUUUGAGGGAGCAACGAAGAGGAACCGACCCAACGUGCAGGUGGGCGACCUGGUGUUCUCUCAGUUUCUCUUAGCCAAUCAAGACAUGGAGCCUGAGCUGGUGUGUGUGGACAGCUCAGGACGAGCCAAUGGGAUGGGAGUAUUUGGAGCAGGAGGUCUGCUCUUCACGGUUUCUCUGGGACUUGUCAGAAGACUGCUGACCCCCCACAGCGAGAUCCUGGCAGACCUGAAGCAGCUGUUCCCCUGUGAGCUGGUGAUGGGGAUGAACGGCCGUCUGUGGGUGAAGUCCAGCAGCAUCCAGCAGACACUCGUCAUCUCCAACCUGCUGCAGAGCUGCGACACCAUGACGGCCCAGCAGAGACGGGAGCUGUUCAGGAGGGUGGCCCAGGGGGCGCUGUAGACCACCUGAACCAGCAGAGAGGGGGGCACUCUGUAGACCACAUGAGACCAGCUUCUUUGCUAUAACGUGGAUUUUUUCUUAUAAGUCUUCCACCCCUGUGAUUUGCUUUAAGAUGAACAUCCUUGUGAUGAUAUGAGAACAUCAGGAUGUUAGAAGUUUUCUGAUUUUAAAGGAUGAAUUACAGUAAAGUGUAUUUUGUGAACUAAUGUCCAUAGAAAUGAGGAUUAUUAUAAAGAACGGUUGUGACAUUGUUUCCUACAUUUUGUGGAGCACUUUCCUUCGGUACAAGAUGAAGUGAAAAAAUCUUUACUAUAUACAUAUAUAUAAUGAUUAUACUAUAUACAGUCAAUGACAUUUCACUUAAAUGUUUCUAUUUUCCUGCUUUUGAUUAUGCUGUUGAUAAUUAG